Molecule: messenger RNA, 2087 nt
Organism: Eremomyces bilateralis CBS 781.70
Lineage: Eukaryota; Fungi; Ascomycota; Dothideomycetes; Eremomycetales; Eremomycetaceae
Product: sorting nexin 3
Exons: 6
Coding region: 163-1989 (608 amino acids)
Biological process (GO): retrograde transport, endosome to Golgi; protein retention in Golgi apparatus
Cellular component (GO): endosome
Molecular function (GO): phosphatidylinositol binding
Source: RefSeq, a predicted model, not a curated record
CAUGGAAGUUGGAACAGGUCAUUCCAUAACAUCGACUUACUGACAGCACAUUAUUGUAGCUGUAAGCUCCCCGAUACACAAUCGCGGUGACAUCACGUCUGGACAUCGGGCCUACACCCACUCCUCUAGAUUAUUAUCAGUUUCCUCGGCAGAAUUACAAACAUGGAUCUUGGGCAUGAUGAUUCUCCUUGGGGCGAUGAGCCUCCUCGAUCAACUUCAAGUCAGAGUAUCCCCAAGACUAGCGAAGAUAGCACUCAAAGCCUUGAAUCAUCCACCGCAACCACCACAUCUACCGACGAUGCUGCCCCUCGCUCAGGCAGAAGCCGUGGUCAUCGACCCGUCAAGCGAUUCGGAACACAACCAACACGCUUAGAAGCUAUUGAUGAUGCUUCAGAUCCGCUUGGCCCAUUAGGUGACAGUUUCGUCGCGCCUGAAGCUGAGGGCCCUCCCGCGCCGCCUCUCAAAGAACAAUCCAGUGCAGCCACUCCGGUGCGCCCUGCCCCUAAAGCAACCGUCCCGAGCUCUUCGGCGACAUCAUCUGUCCGCGGAAUGAUGGAGUCCGUCAAUCUGGAUGACGAGGUUGAAGAAGACAUAUCCUCUAGAGCUGGAGCGAGAAUACCCCCGCCGGUGCAACCGGCAGAGGCUACUACCGGCCUAAGGCGACAGGUUCAGCCGAGCGUGAGUGUCUCGGAGGCGGCGAAGCCAAGUUUCUACAUCAUAGUAGGAGAUCCGCACAAAGUAGGGGAUCUUACGAGCUCGCAUACUGUGUAUCAAGUCCGGACGAAAACGACCUCAAAGGCCUACCGUAACCCGGAAUUCGAAGUCUCACGACGAUACCGAGACUUUCUAUGGCUCUACACCCAAUUACAUAACAACAGCCCAGGUAUCGUUGUGCCUCCGCCACCGGAGAAGCAAGCAUUGAAUCGUUUCGACGUCAAUUUCGUUGAAUCCAGGCGACAGGCGUUGGAGCGAAUGCUGAACAAGAUUGCUGCACAUCCGAUCUUGCAGCACGAUGGGGACCUCAAGCUGUUCCUUGAAAGCGAGUCUUUUACUGUCGACAUCAAACACAAGGAGCGAAAAGACCCUGGUCUUGGCGAAAGCAAAGGUGUCAUGGCAUCGAUUGGUUUCUCUGUUGGCAGUGGCAGCAAGUUCAUUGAACAUGACGAUUGGUUCCACGACCGCAAAGUCUACCUCGAUGCUCUCGAAAACCAACUCCGUGCUCUUCAGAAAACCACUGAUAUCGUUGUUGGCCAACGCCGGACCCUCGCCGAAGCCUGCCUCGAAUUUUCCACCUCCCUCUCCUCCCUCUCUGCGGUCGAGCUAUCCCCGUCUCUCUCGGGCCCAUUGGCCGCCCUUUCCGACGUGCAAAUGCGCAUCCGCGAACUCUGCGACCGACAAGCGCAGCAGGAUAUGCUGACGCUCGGAAUCGUAAUUGACGAGUACAUCCGUCUGAUCGGUAGUGUGAAGAUGGCAUUCGGACAGCGGCAAAAGGCGUACCACACAUGGCACGCGGCGGAGAGCGAGCUGCAAAAGCGGCGGCAGAGCCAAGAGAAAUUGCUGAGGCAGGGGCGGAGUCAGCAGGACAAGAUCACGCAGUUGCAGGCGGAAGUGGCGGACGUCGAGCGGAAGGUGCACCAAGCGCGGCUGCUGUUCGAGGACAUGGGCCGGCUGAUGCGGGCAGAGUUAGAGAAGUUUGAGCGGGAGAAGGUGGAGGAUUUCAAGAGCGGAGUAGAGACAUAUUUGGAAAGCGCGGUGGAGGCCCAGAAAGAGUUGAUCGAGAUAUGGGAGACUUAUCUCAUGCAACUCGACGCUGAUGAUGAUGGAGUUCCUUUCGGCCACCCCGGCGUCCCUGCCGGCAUCGUCGCAGAGCCACCAAAACCAACAUCGAGUAGCGAUGACCGACCGCAGAGCAAGGACACGGUAAGCAGUGAGGGGGACGAGACUAUCUCCGCUGCGGCGCCCGUGGCUGUCGAUGACCCUCAUGUGUAAGAAUUGUUAGCCAACAAAGAUUUAGUGCAUCGUGGUUUGAUUUCAUUCGAAUCGCAUCCUAGCGCCAGCACAUACUUUUAUCAUUCUUGUAUUUCCCC